Messenger RNA from Anguilla rostrata (American eel), 2805 nucleotides. RefSeq lists its product as uncharacterized. Bases 497 to 2263 code for a protein of 588 amino acids. The record is from RefSeq and is a predicted model, not a curated record. The transcript has 14 exons. NCBI's taxonomy places the organism in Eukaryota, Metazoa, Chordata, Actinopteri, Anguilliformes, Anguillidae.
CAAGAUUCUUCCCAGCCUCAGACAGAAUAACUUCAUGAAUAAUAUGUGCAAUAUAAAUUAUAAAAUGGCUCUGAGCAUGAGUAUAGUUCUGUUGUCAUAAAGAUGUUUGCUUUUGUUCAUUUAGGUUUCACCAGCAUGAGAUUAGAUAAAAUGCAAAAACAUUGCUUCACUGAGAGACAAAUUUACUGCAAUAGUAUAUUCAUAAACCCUAAUUCCCUUUGCACACUGAAAGACAUCCACCCAACUAGUGAUUUUGUGUGUCUCUCUCCUAGCAACCCUUGAAAUCUCUCCCGGAUUGUAAGAGGAGGUCUGCUAAAAGGCCUUUCCGAUUCAGUGGUUUAUGGCCUGGUUAGUGGACCUGGAAAUUAUACCAUAGGCCAGUAGUUCAAGCUGUAAGGGGCUUGGUGCUGUUUUAUCUGGGUCAAGUCAAGAGCAAGUCAUCAUUCAUCUUCACUUGGUCUUCAUAUUAGAGUAUCAUAAGGCAAAGCUGACAGUUAUGAAUAUGAUCACAUUAACGGAACUGGCAGACCUGGCAAUAAGUAACCCUGAAGCAGGAUCUGUCAAUUUGACAGCCUUAUACUCUCUCCUGCAGUGUGUACUGGAUCAGCUGGGCAUCGGCUCAUUGAAGAGGAGCUCUCUGAGAGGCGCACCAGACCAAUCUGAAACUGGGCUGGCGGAAGGUACCUGCAGUCCUGACUCAGCUGGUGUGUCUGCCCGUGCAUUGGCACAGAGGCUGGCCAGGCUUGAGCAACGCAUGGAUGCCCUGGACCAGCUGCCCACUACCGACGCUCUCCUGAAACAGACCACCUCUGGCAGUGCCCAGCUUGUCAGAGACAUGUGGCAGCUGAUGCAGCUUCGCAAAAAGACAGAAGCCAACCAUGAUGGCAUUGCCAAGGCCAUGUCUGUACUGGGGGACUUGCUGGAUGAAGUAAGGAUCCUUAAGGAUACAACAAAUAGAACUUUCAUGCAGAUGGAUGAACUGCAAGUGACACAGCAGGCAGUCACUUUACAAGCAGUGAAGGAGGCUAUGACAACUAUGGAGGACUUAAAAGAGAGAAUGAGACAAAUGGAGGAGGCUGUGAGGUCAUUAGGCAGUAACCUGGCUGCCCUCCCCCACCCCGAGGAGCUGGUCCUGUGGAGCCAUGUGGCCGAAGCUCUCCCCCAGCCGACCAGGCCGCAGAACCAACCCAGCAUGGAGUCCGAACAGCAGGAGGGACAGCAGGCCCUGCGCUGGGUCGGAGCUCUGUCCACCCAGCAGGCAGCGCUCAAAGAGGAGCUGGAGUCGCUGCAGGACCAGCUGCAGCAGCUCACGCUGGCACUGGCAAACAAGGACAUCCCCAAUAACAUCCAGGCACAUUUAAAAUCCCUGGAUGAUGAGUUACAUUCUUUGAAAAGAAAAGAAACACAGGAGCAAAGGGGUCUGAAGACGUUCUAUGAUAAACUGGCAGAGUUCAGGGCAGAAUCUGACAGACAGAAUGCUGCCACUGAGCGACUGCUGGACAGCUGCAGAGAGUUGGAGAGCAGAGUGUCUCACCUUGAGCGGCACAGAGUCCAAAUGCAGAAAAGAAAAGGUUCUGGUGAGAGUGGUGAGGGGCAGCUGGAAAGAGGCGUGGGGGAUGAGGAUGCGUCUCUCAGUCAAGCUCAGCAGAAGGCCAUCUCUCAAUACCUGAGCUCCCUACUGCAGGACCUGCUGCCUACCCUGCCCACACAGGACUGGGACUGGCCAGAGGUGCUGGACAAGCUGUCCAAGGACAUGGAACACAAGCUAGAUCGCGUGGAGCUCAUCCCUCUGAAGCAGGAGCUGGAAGACGGCUGGAGGAAGAUCAAAGCCAGGCUAAAGGAGGAGCCAGAUCUCGGGGCUAACACACCUGCAGGCUUCCGAAAAAAGCUGCUGGAGAGGGUUUCCUGCAUCUCCUGUGAUAAGCCUGCAAACAUAUUGACAGGAAUGCACCUGGUGACGGUCAGGUCCACAUCACCUCGUCCUGGCAGAUCUGGGUCUACGGGGCCCCGCCAGCGGAGAUGGGCCUGGAGCGGGGGGGUCCAGACCCGCAGAGCUGCAGCUGACAGACGACCGCCCUCCGCCCAGACCCUUCGCUCCUUCUAUCCCAGCAUGGACCCUGUCCAGCAGCCCUACUGCAGGGAGGAGGUUGGGAUCCUGGGGACUGAUGGCAUCCUGUACAGAGGCCGUGUGGACCUGACCUUGCCUUCCCUAGUGCCCCCUUGUUCCAGGUCCAGUACCCCUGUCCUGCCAGAGAGAAUAUGACCACCGGCACAGCUAAGGACACACAUGCUGCUCAUGUACAUUAUCAGUGCAUUCAGCACACACAUAUAAAGAGAAUCAGAGACUUUGUUUUUGCUAUCAUUUGAAUCCAGUUAAAAUUAAUACGAAUGUCCUUGGUUGUCUGUAAGUAUAUAUAAUUACUGAGGCCUGUGUUCAGUAAGCAGACCAAAAUAUUACCAAGCCCUUUAAAUAUAGUGUACAUUGUCAUUAUAAAUGCCUCAGCAACAAAGCAGGAGGAAGAGAAUAUCUGUAACAGAAGGUAUUAUAAAUGUAAUCUCUGCUUUAAGUUUAAAAAUAGAGCAGUGGGAACAAUCCUUUUACACCCAGGCUGACGAGGAAGCUGUCAGAGGCGUGUCUCUGUGUGGGGUCUACGUACGAGCACUGCAGUUCUUCUGACGCUCCACACUAAUCCUGCUCCUGCGUCUGCUGUAGACUGCAGUGCAGCUACUCCGAAGAUAGCAUUGCACCUACAGCUACGCCUGAUUAAAAAGCAGCCAGUUCCAGUUGGCUGCAUCAUGACUGUU